Zasmidium cellare ATCC 36951 is the source of this 1698-nucleotide messenger RNA. RefSeq lists its product as uncharacterized. Gene Ontology annotation, biological process: carbohydrate transport; transmembrane transport. The record is from RefSeq and is a predicted model, not a curated record. The coding region runs from base 1 to 1698 and encodes 565 amino acids. The transcript has 3 exons. NCBI's taxonomy places the organism in Eukaryota, Fungi, Ascomycota, Dothideomycetes, Mycosphaerellales, Mycosphaerellaceae. Gene Ontology annotation, molecular function: carbohydrate:proton symporter activity. Gene Ontology annotation, cellular component: membrane.
AUGGCUCCUGGCGAUGGACCCUCGCGCAUGCAUGGCCUGCAUGGCAAGAAGCUGAUUUACUUCUUGUCCAUCUUCGUGUCGUUGGGCGUGUUUUUGUUUGGGUAUGAUCAGGGUGUCAUGUCGGGCAUAAUAACGGGUCCUUACUUCAAGGACUACUUCAACCAUCCCUCCGCUGCCGAGAUCGGAACCAUGGUCGCCAUUCUGGAAGUCGGCGCGUUCAUAGCCUCGUUAUCAGUAGGACGCAUUGGAGAUGUGCUGGGCCGGAGAAAGACCAUUCUAUACGGUGCCGUCGUCUUUGUCGUAGGCGGUGCCAUUCAGACAUUUGCAACGGGCAUGCCGAUGAUGCUACUGGGACGUAUCAUUGCCGGCCUGGGGGUUGGUGCUCUCAGCACGAUUGUGCCAGUCUACCAGAGCGAGAUCAGCCCUCCGCACAACCGUGGCAAGUUGGCUUGUAUUGAGUUCUCGGGGAAUAUCUUUGGAUACAUGUGCAGUGUGUGGGUCGACUACUUCUGCAGUUACAUCAAGAACGACUGGGCCUGGCGGGUGCCUUUGCUGAUGCAAGUGGUCAUGGGAGGCUUGCUCGCUGUGGGAAGCUUCCUGAUUGUUGAGUCCCCACGAUGGCUCCUGGACAAUGACCAUGACGAGGAGGGCAUUGUCGUCAUUGCCAACCUCUACGGGAAAGGCGACAUCCACAACCCCAAGGCACGGGACGAGUAUCGCGAGAUCAAGAUGAAUGUCCUGCUUCAACGACAGGAGGGCGAGCGAUCCUACAGGGAUAUGUUCAAGCGAUACUACAAGCGUGUGUUCAUUGCCAUGUCUGCUCAGGCUUUGGCGCAGCUCAAUGGCAUCAAUGUCAUUUCAUACUACGCCCCGCUGGUGUUCGAACAAGCUGGAUGGGUUGGCCGAGAUGCCAUUCUCAUGACUGGAAUCAAUGGACUCACAUAUCUGGCUUCAACAAUCCCUCCCUGGUAUGUCGUCGACCGACUCGGCCGCCGAUUCAUCCUCUUAUCCGGAGCCGUGAUGAUGGUCAUCUCGCUAUCAGCGAUUUCCUAUUUCAUUUACAUUGACGUUCACAUCACGCCUACGAUGGUCGUCGUCUUCGUGAUGAUUUAUAACGCAGCGUUUGGCUAUUCUUGGGGUCCGAUUCCUUGGUUGUAUCCGCCAGAGAUUCUGCCUCUCAGCAUCAGAGCAAAGGGUGCAAGUUUGUCGACCGCUUCGAACUGGGCAUUCAACUGGCUUGUGGGAGAGAUGACGCCUAUAUUGCAGGAAGCAAUCAAGUGGCGGCUGUACUUGCUGCAUGCGUUCUUUUGCGCGCUCAGUUUUGUUGUCGUAUGGUUCAUCUACCCGGAGACGGCCAAUGUGCGGUUAGAGGACAUGAAUUCCCUGUUCGGAGACGCAACCACGAUAGCGCCCACGCCAGAGACCCUCGCAGAAGCCGAAUCGCUAUUCAGCGGCAACCGUUCGCCAGUGGGAUCUUUCCGUCUCGGCGACCAAGGCGAUCCUCCAAUCCCAGACAUGGACCUCCAACCCCCAGAUGUCGAAAUCCAAGACGGCAAACCCCAGCUCAGCAAAGACGAAAGCCAAGGCGAAGGCGUGGGAGGUUGGAUCACCAACGUCGUCAAGCGCGCAAGAGGCGACGACGCGAAUGGCAGUGGCAGCGGCAAGUACAAGCGGGUAGGCCAGGACGACGAGCCAUAA